ACUAUCCCCACCCCUCCCUCACUUUUUUCUUAAUACCCUACGUCGCCCUCGAAAUUUUCCUUCGUCCUCUUCUUCUUCUCUCUUAUCUGGUCCUUCACUUCGUAACUUUUCCUUUUCUCAAUCCUCAAUUGAUCUACAUCUCCAAAAAUGGCCACCGACGGCAGCGACCCCAUCCCUCCUCACCAGACCUUCGACACCAUCCUGGUGCUCGACUUCGGGUCGCAAUACACUCAUCUGAUUACCCGCCGUCUCCGUGAGCUCAAUGUCUACUCUGAGAUGCUACCAUGCACACAGAAGAUCGCCGACUUGACCUGGAAGCCCAAGGGUGUUAUCCUUUCCGGUGGCCCGUACUCCGUGUACUGGGACGGAGCACCUCACGUUGAUCCCGCCGUUUUCGAACUCAACGUCCCUAUCCUCGGUAUCUGUUAUGGACUCCAGGAGAUCGCCUGGAAACUCGACAACAAGGGUGUUGUUGCUGGCGAGAAGAGGGAGUACGGUCACGCAUACCUCAAGGUCGACCGACAUGGAGAUGGAGAGGCUGGUGGCCAUGUGGACAAGCUCUUCCAGGGCCUCGAGGACAACAUGGAGGUAUGGAUGAGCCACGGUGAUAAGCUCAGUUCCAUUCCCAAGGGCUUCAUCACAGUUGCGACCACCAGCAAUGCGCCAUUCGCUGGUAUCGCACACACGGAGAAGAAGAUGUAUGGAAUUCAGUUCCAUCCUGAGGUUACACACACUCCCAAGGGCAAGGUCAUCCUCAAGAACUUUGCCGUCGAUAUUUGCGAGGCGAAGACAAACUGGACCAUGAGCCAAUUCGUCGACCAAGAGAUCGCUCGCAUCAGGGCUUUGGUCGGAGAGACCGGACAGGUCAUUGGUGCUGUUAGCGGUGGAGUUGAUUCCACUGUUGCGGCCAAAUUGAUGAAGGAGGCCAUUGGUGACAGGUUCCACGCUGUGCUUGUUGACAAUGGCGUCUUGCGACUCAACGAGGCCAAGCAGGUCAAGGAGACUUUGACUGCCGGUCUUGGAAUCAACCUGACCGUUGUUGAUGCAUCUGAGCUCUUCCUUGGAAGGCUCAAGGGCAUCACUGAUGACCCUGAGAAGAAGAGGAAGGUCAUUGGCAACACCUUCAUCGAAGUCUUCCAGGCGGAAGCCAAGAAGAUUGCCGAUGCAGCUCACGGCUCAGCGAAUGAGGGCGAAGUCGAGUGGCUGCUUCAGGGCACCCUCUACCCCGAUGUCAUCGAGUCUAUCUCUUUCAAGGGCCCCUCUGCCACCAUCAAGACCCACCACAACGUCGGAGGACUCCCUGCCUCUAUGAAGCUCAAGCUCAUCGAGCCCCUUCGAGAGCUCUUCAAGGACGAAGUCCGUGAGCUCGGUACCAACCUGGGCAUACCCGAGGAUCUUGUCUGGCGCCACCCCUUCCCUGGCCCAGGUAUCGCCAUCCGUAUCCUUGGCGAGGUCACCGCCGAGCAAGUCCGAAUCGCAAGGGAGGCAGACAAUAUUUUCAUUCAGGAGAUCAAGGAUGCCGGUCUUUACCGCAAGAUCAGCCAGGCUUUCGCUGCUUUGCUGCCUGUUAAGGCUGUCGGAGUUAUGGGCGACAAGCGUGUCCAUGACCAAGUCAUUGCGCUCCGUGCCGUCGAGACUUCCGAUUUCAUGACUGCGGAUUGGUUCCCCUUUGACGGCGAGUUCUUGAAGAGGGUUAGCAGGAGGAUCGUAAACGAGGUUGACGGUGUCUGCCGUGUCGUCUACGACAUCACCAGCAAGCCUCCAGGUACCAUUGAGAUGGAGUAAAUCAUGGAGAAGAAGAACAGGAACCACCCUCAAUAGAGGCAAGGCUUUGCGCUACAACGAGUAGGGGACGCGAUCGGGGCCUAGCUGGGGUAAUACACCUAUCUGAAAGCAGAUGAUUAGACGAUUUAGACACACAUAUUUUUCCUUUUCGAACGAUUAUUGAUAUGAGAUACCCUCCACAUAUACCAACAACAAACACUGUUG
Molecule: messenger RNA, 1989 nt
Organism: Aaosphaeria arxii CBS 175.79
Lineage: Eukaryota; Fungi; Ascomycota; Dothideomycetes; Pleosporales
Product: GMP synthase
Exons: 2
Coding region: 148-1785 (545 amino acids)
Biological process (GO): GMP biosynthetic process
Cellular component (GO): cytosol
Molecular function (GO): ATP binding; GMP synthase (glutamine-hydrolyzing) activity; GMP synthase activity
Source: RefSeq, a predicted model, not a curated record